AUGAUAAUGGAAUCAGAAAAUGAUGUAAAAUUAUUUCAAUCUAUUGGUUUAAGUGAGAACAAAUGUAAAGAAACUCUAAAAAAUAAACAAAUUUCUAAUAAUUUAAAACUUGCUAUAACAGAGGCUAAUAAGUAUGGAGUUAUUACACCUGAAGUUGGAAUUUUGUUAUACCAUCUUGCUUCAAAAAUUAAGAAUCAAAUUGCAGACAAAUUGUUAUUUCUUACUCAAUACAUAGCUGAAAAAAAAUUAGAUACAAUUCAAAGAAUAGACGCUGCAUUAAAUUAUUUACUUAAUAAUAUAACACAAAAUAUUGAUAUAUCUAAUUUUGAGAAAGAAUGUGGUGUGGGUGUUAUUGUAUCACCAGAAGAAAUAGAAUAUGAAAUAGAAAAAGUUAUAAGUGCACAUAAAACAGAAAUAAUAGAGAAAAGAUAUCAUUUUAACGUUGGUUUAUUAAUGCAACAAGUACGUAAUACUUUAAAGUGGGCAGAUGGAAAAGCAAUAAAAAAUGAAUUUGACGUCCAGAUGCUUGAUUUGUUAGGUGCAAAGUGUGACUCUGAUCUUACACCCCUACCUAAGGCAAUAAAACAAGCUAAAGUAAAAAAGACAGAGAAAGAAAAAGAACAUAAAAGUAUAAUAUCAAUAAAUGAGAAAGUAGGUGUUCAUACAAUAAGUGAGUUAAUGAAGACUAAAGUUCAUUUUCAUAAACCAGGAGAGAAUUAUAAAACUGAAGGGUAUAUUCUAACAACAAAUACACAUAGACUACUUCAAGAACAUUUAAAAACAACAGGGGGUAAAGUAAUAACUAGGUUUCCACCAGAACCUAAUGGAAUUUUACAUAUUGGUCAUGCAAAAGCAAUCAAUAUUAAUUUUGGAUAUGCUGCAGCUUAUGAUGGAAUUUGUUAUUUACGUUACGAUGAUACAAAUCCCGAAAAAGAAGAAGAAAAGUUUUUCACUGGUAUACAUGAAAUGGUAGAAUGGCUUGGUUAUAAACCUGCUAAAAUUACUCAUUCUUCAGAUUAUUUCCAACAGUUAUAUGAAUGGGCUAUUGUGCUUAUCCAAAAAGGUUUGGCAUAUGUUUGUCAUCAGUCUAGCAAAGAAAUAAAAGGUUUCAAUCCACCACCAAGCCCUUGGCGUAAUAGACCUAUUUCAGAAAGUUUACAAUUAUUUAAUGAUAUGAAAGAUGGAUUACUCGAGGAAGGUGAAGCUACAUUACGCAUGAAAGUAACAUUAGAGGAAGGAAAACAAGAUCCAGUUGCAUAUAGAAUAAAAUAUGCUUCACACCAUAGAACAGGAGACCAAUGGUGUAUUUACCCAACAUAUGAUUUUACUCAUUGCUUAUGUGAUAGCAUAGAAAACAUAACUCACUCUCUUUGUACCAAAGAAUUUCAAUCAAGGAGAUCGUCAUACUAUUGGCUUUGUAAUGCUUUAGAUAUUUAUUGCCCGGUACAGUGGGAAUAUGGUAGGUUGAAUGUGAACUAUACUGUUGUUUCGAAAAGGAAAAUUAGUAAAUUGAUUGAGGAAGGCAUUGUAUCUGAUUGGGACGACCCUAGAUUAUUUACAUUGACAGCUCUUCGUAGACGAGGAUUCCCAUCGGAAGCUAUAAACAACUUCUGUGCUCAAAUGGGUGUAACUGGUGCUCAAGCAGUUGUUGAUCCAUCUGUCUUGGAGGCAUGUGUUAGAGAUGUUUUAAAUGUAACUGCAAGUCGAUAUAUGGCAGUUUUAGAACCGUUAAAAAUAACCAUUAGCAAUUUUCCUCAUGAAAAUCCCAUACAAGUAACUGUUCCUAAUUUUCCUAAUGAACCAGACAAAGGACAACAUGAUAUUACCUUUGAUGAAGUUAUAUAUAUUGAAACAUCUGAUUUCAAAGAAAACGCAGGAAAAGAUUUUAGACGUUUAACGCCAAACCAAUCUGUUGGUUUAAAGUAUGUAGGAAUAGUACUGAAAGUUAAAGAAAUAGAAAGGGAUAGCAGUGGUAAUAUAAUAAAUUUAAUUGUCACACAAGAAUCCAUUUCUGAUUCAAACAAACCUAAAGCUUUUAUACAUUGGGUAUCAAAUCCUAUAUUGGCAUCUGUUAAAUUAUAUGAACGUUUAUUUAAACAUAAGAAUCCUGAAGAUCUUAAUGAGGUACCAAAUGGUUUCUUAAGUGAUGUGAAUCCAGUUAGUAAAAAAGAAAUAGUUGGAUACGUUGAUGCAAGUUUAGCAAAAUCAGCAAAACCUUUUGAAAAAUUCCAGUUCGAACGCAUUGGUUUCUUCUCUGUGGAUCCUGAUACAACACCAGGAAAGCUCGUUUUUAACAAGACAGUAACAUUAAAAGAGGAUCCAGGAAAGAUAUAA
Habropoda laboriosa is the source of this 2334-nucleotide messenger RNA. RefSeq names its product probable glutamine--tRNA ligase (gene GlnRS). Lineage: Eukaryota; Metazoa; Arthropoda; Insecta; Hymenoptera; Apidae. Gene Ontology annotation, cellular component: cytosol; cytoplasm; aminoacyl-tRNA synthetase multienzyme complex. Gene Ontology annotation, molecular function: ATP binding; glutamine-tRNA ligase activity. The record is from RefSeq and is a predicted model, not a curated record. The transcript is spliced from 10 exons. The coding region runs from base 1 to 2334 and encodes 777 amino acids. Gene Ontology annotation, biological process: glutaminyl-tRNA aminoacylation; translation.